AUGUCACGCACAGCAGCUCUCUCCUCCUUCAUCGACAGCGCGCCGCCUGGCGAGCUCGCCGAUGUCACCAAGGCAAUCAAGUCAAUCCUCGGCGACGACGCCGUCCAGAACGAGCUCUCGCCCGCCUUCCAAAAGUACAACGAGGAGCAAUUCACCACAACCAAGCUCCCCGGCGGCAGCACCGAGGUCCUAGUCAGCCAGUACAACUCAUUAGGCGACGGCCGCUACUACGACAUCGACACACAAAGCUCCUUUGACUUUGACCACGCCACAGGCAAAGCCAGCGCAGUGCAGAGCUACGUUGUAGAAAGCGCACAAGAAGAGCUCCUCAAGAGCCUAAACAAGUCCCUCAGCACCCACGCCUCAGAACACUACCCCAAGUCUUCUCACGGCGUAUACCCCGUGCCCUCCUCCCCUUCCUCCCUCGCCAUCAUCACGGUCGCAAACAAGUACUCCCCCACAAACUACUGGAACGGCCGCUGGCGCAGCUCCUACAUCUACGACACGUCCUCCGGCUCCAUCACCGGCAGCAUAAAAGUCGACGUGCACUACUACGAAGACGGCAACGUGCGUCUGCUUACGACCAAGGAGGUUAGUCUCAGUGCAGGCGCCAGUGCGAAUGGAAGCGAGGUUGUGAGGAAGAUUGCGGCCGAGGAGAAGAAGUAUCAGGAGGAUCUGAACAGGGCGUUUGGUAGUCUGAGUGAGGGCGCAUUCAAGGCGCUCAGGAGGCAGUUGCCGAUUACGAGGCAGAAGAUUGAGUGGGAGAAGAUUAGUGGGUAUAGGUUGGGCCAGGAUAUUGGUGGUGGGAGGAGGUGA
Molecule: messenger RNA, 816 nt
Organism: Alternaria ethzedia
Lineage: Eukaryota; Fungi; Ascomycota; Dothideomycetes; Pleosporales; Pleosporaceae
Exons: 3
Coding region: 1-816 (271 amino acids)
Biological process (GO): actin cytoskeleton organization; barbed-end actin filament capping
Cellular component (GO): actin cortical patch; F-actin capping protein complex
Molecular function (GO): actin filament binding
Source: RefSeq, a predicted model, not a curated record